AUGAAAUUAUAUAUAGCACUUUGGAGUAAAAGAAAGCCAGUCAAGAAAUUAAGUGCACACAGCACAAGAAAGAAAAUUACAAGAGGCAAUACAUUUCCUAUAAUGUUGUAUGUGUUAAUUCAGAUACUUAUACUGUGCCAAGUGUGGGGAAAAAUGUCCCUAAUUGAGCUAAUAAGCACUCAUAGAAAUACAUUUACUUUUAUUGAUGAAGAAAACAGAAAAGCACUAGUAAUAAAACCAGAUAGACGAAUGGGCCCAUUUCGUAGUGAACUAGAAGAUACUAUUGGGCUUAUGUACAACAAGAGAUUCCUGUCGCCCGAGAUUAAGAUAGAAUACUCUGUAAAAGUUGAGCAGACUGACUAUAAAAACCCUAUAUACACAUACACACGGGACUACAGCCUAGACAGAGUGCGCGACGAUAAUGACCUUCAAUAUGAAGGAGACUUACUUAAGUAUAAAAAAGAGUACUUUAGUACACUUCUUGAGAUGUUUCCCUCUAUGCACGGGUAUGUGUCUAUAUGGUCAGACAAGACGGACUCUUUUUAUACAUUUAUUAAUAGCAAGGAUGUAAAAGAACAUAAGCACGAAAUACUUGCCUCUCUUUUUUUGCUUUCACGUGGAGUGAAUGUGAGGCUGGAAAUUUAUAAGAGUGAAAAUCAAACAGAGCUGGUUCUGAGGACUGCAGAUAAAAGAAAUGAGCACUUUAGAGUGAGCAUGAAUGCAUUGGUUAAAAGCAGCAACAAAAAUGCGAAGUCUAUAGAUUUGUUUGAAGAGGUGCUUCAAGAAAAAGCAGUUGCUGUUAUAAACUUCUUUAUAGAGAAUAGAAAGAAAAGAGCUUUUAAAGAAGAGAAAAACUAUUCAGAGGAAGAAAUGCAUAGAUUGUAUAUAAAAAGAAAGUAUGUAAACAGCCCGAGCUUCCUUAUACACACGUAUAUAUACUACUGUCUAGAAAAUAUAAAAGAGACUACCUCCUUUAUUAAGGCUGUCUAUGACCUGCUGUAUGAGUAUCUACUGUAUGGGCAUAUGUUGCAAGAAGAAAGGAAAGUCAAGCAGAUUAAAAACUAUAUAUGCAAUAAAUUCGCACUAUUUAGUGAAAAUAUAGUAGAAAAUACUCUGAAUGGGCAGCAUGGCCAAGAAAAUGAAAUAAGACAUAUAUUUGAAAGGCACUUUUUACAAAAAGAUGAGUGGUGGCCUGGGGUGAAAUACAUAGAAUUCAACUAUCAAGAAGAAGUCCCCCCAUACUAUAUUCCUAUAGAUUCUUUUGUUGAUCUUAUGUAUUUAAGCCCACUUGCAGGUAUAGUUCCUUUUAGAAAAAACAUCCCCUCACUGAGAGUUCUUUCUUCACUCUCGGCAAACAUAUAUGUUCCAGAUGACAUGAGUGUUUGUGCGGGUGAUAAUACAAUCCCUUUGUUUAAUUUCUUUAUUGACUACGGAGAGACAGCGCUGCUUGGCCUGCUCCGCUGGGCUUUUUAUAACCGGGAUAAGAAUAUAUGCACGGCUGACCACAUAGAGUCUGCCUCAGAGGAGCUGAAAAGCUUUUUCAGAAAGCACAGGCACAUGCAUGGAGUAGUGUCAAAAAAAUUGCACGAUGAGUGGAACCAAGUAGUGGGAGGUCUAUCCAAUCAGAAGAUACAGUAUAUGCGAUCAGACAGAAACCAUCUUACACCUGGCUUUAUAAACAUGCUAUAUGUUAUUAAAGAGAUAACCGGGGUGGGUGAGACAGAGAAAAUAGAUAAGUUUAGAAAGUGUUUGGAUUUAAUGGAUGAUGAAAAGAAGAUUCGCGAAGUCAGAAUGCUUUAUUCGAAAUAUCUAAAUAAUACCAAGAAUACUAUGGAAGAAAAAAAUGUUCUGGAAAGAAAUAUCAGAGAGAUAAUUUAUGAAAAAGAACUAAAUAAAAAGAAGCGGUAUGAAAAUGCACUAAAGCAUGGGAAAAAAACAAUUGAUGAAGAUAAUAUAGAGCUAGAGAUAGACAGAUUAGUGGAUUCUAUGAAGAAAAAAGAGAAAAAGAGUCUUAGUGAGUUGAUAAAAAGCUAUAAUGAGGAGAACAAAGUUCUAAAAGAUGAACUAGGCAAUGAUAUAAAAAACUAUCUAAUAGAAGUGAUUAAGAAAAUUGCACUAUAUAAAGAUUUUAGUCUUGAAAUUCGGGUUAUAUGUAAACAAACUAUUAUACAUAAAUGCUGCGACGUAUUUGGUAAGCUAGAAGUGUUUUAUAACAUAAACACAGAAAAUGACUAUUUUAUAAGAAAGUAUUUUUCUAACUUCAAUAGCCUCCCACGCGCACUUGCACGUGAACUCAAAAAAGAGCAGCCGCCCUACCCCCAUCUCAAUGGCUAUAAAUUUAUUAUCUAUCCUAAGUAUCAUGAUAAUACAACAGUAGAGAUAAAAUGGAAAACUAUAUUUAAACUAUAUAGGAAAUACAAUAUAUUCGAAGAUCUAUGGCCCUUAAGAACUAACAUAGAAUUAUGUGUUAUAGAGAUACUUAGCUUCUAUCUAUAUAAAACUUUAGCCAUGUCGGAACUUGAAAUAUACAAUAAGACACUUUUUAAACCGGAUUAUACGCGCUAUGAUGUACUGGGCUAUGGAAAGUGUUCGGGUUAUAUUGACACUCUCCUGGUUAGACCCGAAUUUCAUGGCAUUGAAUAUAGAAGAAACUAUGCUUUGAGACUACUCCUACAUGCAAAGAAACAAAAGUAUAGAAAAGAAUCACCUUUCGUCUAUCUAGUAGACAACAUCGUAGGAAGCAUAAUCUUCAUGGAUGGGGAUUUUAAAGAUGCAAUGUUUCUAUUUCUUAGUUUAGAAUUUGCAGAGCAGUACUAUCCGCAUAUAACUAUAGACAAACAUGCAUAUAAAGAUCCAGCUUGUUUUACAUACCUAUUGACCGAAUUGUUAAAAUUCAUAGAUAUUCGUGCAUCACUAUAUGAAAUACUAGAGUUUGACAAUAUAAUCACUUCUAUAUUGGUUAUGCUCAGAAGAAAUUGUUUGAAAGAUAGUUACUAUACGAAAUUUAAAGAAUUUAUUACUAAAAAAUUGGAUCAAGAUGGCAAGCAUUUACUUAUCAGGAUUCUAACACAGGAUGGAGAUACUAUAAAGAAUAUUACUAAAAUUGUUCAAGCCAUGCAGGAAACAGAAAAAGCACAUCCAGUUAAUUGGUAUGAGAAGCAUAGUAACGAGUUCUUGCAUUGGAUUAUUUGGGGUGCAAAUGAGUUUAGAUUUGCUAGCUGGGCCUUCAUAGUAAAAAAAUGCUAUGAGUUGAUUGAUGCACCAGAACCGAAAGAAAUUGAUUUUUCAGGUCAUUCUUCUAACUGGGGGGUUGAUAUAGAUCUAAAGCAACUAACUGCUAAGAUAAGAUCUAUAGUUAGUUCCCAGAAUACCGCAUUAGAGAGUUUGAAAGUUAAAAUAACUCAAACAUUACAUAGUCUUAGUAAAUAA
This is a messenger RNA of Nematocida ausubeli, 3429 nucleotides long. RefSeq lists its product as uncharacterized. The transcript has a single exon. NCBI's taxonomy places the organism in Eukaryota, Fungi, Microsporidia. The record is from RefSeq and is a predicted model, not a curated record. Bases 1 to 3429 code for a protein of 1142 amino acids.